GUGAUUUUCUUCGCCGGCCGGUGGUGUCGUCUAUGUCUCAGCGGGUUGUUUACAGCAUUAAAUACUUCAUUUAGGAUGCCAGUUCACCCGCGCGAUAGAAAAGAGAAUAACCACGAGGAAAUGGACGUGGAUUAUCCCGAACAAGAGGCCAGCAGCUCCGACGAGGAGGACUCUGUGAGCUCGACUGCGUCUGAGGAUGGAGACACUUCAGACAUGGACGAUGAAGACUGUGAAAGAAGACGAAUGGAGUGUUUAGAUGAGAUGACAAACCUUGAGAAGCAGUUCACAGACCUGAAGGAUCAGUUGUAUAAAGAGAGACUGAGUCAGGUGGAUCUUAAAUUGCAAGAAGUGAGCGGCAGUGCUCCAGAAUACCUGGAGCCCCUGGCCACCCUGCAGGAGAACAUGCAGAUCCGGACCAAAGUCGCAGGGAUCUACCGUGAGCUUUGCCUGGAAUCUGUUAGAAACAAAUAUGACUGCGAGAUGCAAGCCGCCAGCCAGCACUGGGAGAGUGAGAAGCUCCUGCUUUUCGACACGGUCCAGAGCGAACUGGAAGAGAAGAUCAGGCGGCUGGAGGAGGACAGACACAGCAUCGAUAUAACUUCAGAACUGUGGAACGAUGGUCUGCAGUCUAGGAAGAACAAAAAGAAGGAUCCCCUCAGUUCUGGAAAGAAGAAGAAACCUGUCGUCGUGUCAGGACCAUACAUUGUUUACAUGUUGCAAGACCUGGAUAUACUUGAAGACUGGACCGCCAUAAGAAAGGCAAUGGCUUCGAUGGGCCCUCAUAGAGUAAAAGCAGAUGCUCCUCUCAAACCAGAACGACACCAUCAUGUUGCCCGAUCAGAGGACGGACGCCUGUUUUAUGACAACAAGUGGUACAGCCGAGGUCAGGCCAUAUGCAUCAACAGGAAGGAUGAAUACCCCACCAGCGCCACAAUAACCACUAUUAACCACGAUGAGGUGUGGUACAAACGUCUGGAUGGCAGCAAAUCGAAGCUUUACAUCUCUCAGCUCCAGAAAGGCAAAUACACCAUAAAACACUCAUAAAGACCCUCCUCCGUUCCUCCGUUCCUCGCCGUUCUUCCGUUUGUCACCGUACCGACCCGUAGACGCCCGGAUGGACUUGGUCUUACGUGCAUGCAUCACAUGCUUGCGCCUCCUGAGUUCGAGCUGCUAAACAAACACCUGGCUGCCGAGGAAAAGACGAAGCGCGCGUGUGCCUUGACGACAAGGAUGAGCCAGCAAGAGCCUCCUCGUUCAAAGCGUAAGAGCGGCGAAGCCCG
Molecule: messenger RNA, 1280 nt
Organism: Puntigrus tetrazona (Sumatra barb)
Lineage: Eukaryota; Metazoa; Chordata; Actinopteri; Cypriniformes; Cyprinidae
Gene: brms1lb
Product: BRMS1 like transcriptional repressor b
Biological process (GO): negative regulation of transcription by RNA polymerase II
Cellular component (GO): Sin3-type complex
Molecular function (GO): histone deacetylase binding
Source: RefSeq, a predicted model, not a curated record